AUGGAUGCCUGGGGACCUCAGCACAUUCAGUGUCCUGCCCGUCUGACCACUGAUACAGAUGCUCCCGUCAGCAAGGAAAGAAAGAAGGAGGAAGGACUAGAAAUAGACAAAAUAAUAGAGCCAGAGGAAAAGGAACCCAGCUUGAUCUGCCCCCCACCACGCAGCAGAAACUAUGUCCCCCCAGCAAAUCUACAGAGUAACCUCGAGAGUCUUGUCAAGGAGAUUUUUGGGCCUUCAGUUCCUGAUAAUUGGCAACAGACAUCUCUGAAAGAAAAUAGGUUAAAGUUUCUUCUCCUGGAUCAGCUGGCAUCAGACCUUGGCCAUACUGUCCCAAAUUCACAGCUCCAUCUGAUGUGCAGUGCUGAGGAUGUCUUGAAUUUCUACAGCACCCCUGUGAAGGAUGUAUCAAAGUUUGAUGAACUGUCUGCUGCAGAGCUACCCCCAAACCUGAAGAUUAUUUGGGAACAGUGAAUCGCACUGUGAGGCAUCAUG
Molecule: messenger RNA, 492 nt
Organism: Tinamus guttatus (white-throated tinamou)
Lineage: Eukaryota; Metazoa; Chordata; Aves; Tinamiformes; Tinamidae
Source: RefSeq, a predicted model, not a curated record